ACUAAGAGUAAGAAUUCAUCUCCAAGCUGCAAUUUGUUUUCGGGAAAAUGGGUUUACGAUAACAAGUCUUACCCCUUGUACAAAGAGGGAGAAUGUUCUUUCAUGGCUGAUGACUUUGCUUGCGAGAAAUUCGGCAGAAAGGAGUUCAAGUAUCAGCACUGGAGAUGGCAACCCCAUGAUUGCGACCUUCCAAGGUUCAAUGCGACAGCAUUGCUGAACAGGCUGAGGGGAAAGAGACUUGUUUUUGUUGGUGAUUCUCUGAACAAGAAUCAAUGGAUAUCAAUGGUGUGCCUGCUUGAAUCAUCAAUUCCACCAUCCUUGAAAUCAAACACCUGGAAAGGCUCGUUGAUCACAUUUGAAGCCUUUGAAUAUAACGCCACGAUCGAUUUUUACUGGGAACCACUGCUGGUGGAAUCGAACUGCGAUGACCCUGUGAGCCAUCAUGUUCUUGAUCGAAUUGUCAGAAUUGAGGCAAUUGAGAAGCAUGCCAGGCACUGGACUGAUGCGGACAUACUCGUCUUUGAUUCUUUUAUGUGGUGGUUGCAACCUGAAAUGACGCUUUUGUGGGGAUCGUUUGAGAGCUCUGAUGCAAUCUACAAGAAGGUAGGGAAGAGACUGCGCGUCUAUGAGAUGGCUUUGCGAACAUGGUCAGAUUGGUUAGACAUUCACAUCAACCGAACCAACACAAAACUGUUCUUCAUGAGUUUGUCGCCAUACCACAAAAUGGCUGAAGAUUGGGGAUCAUCUUCAGGACCAAACUGCUACAAUGAAACAGAACCAAUAUCGGAGGAAGGUUACUGGGGAAGCAGUACAGAUCGGGGGAUGAUGAGCAUGGCUGAAGCAGCGAUACGUGAGCUAGAAGGAAGAGGCUUGAAAGUGCAAUACCUCAAUAUAACGCAGUUAUCUGACUACAGGAAAGAUGCUCACCCAUCCAUCUACAGGAGGCACUGGGAGGCUCCAAGCAAGAAGCAAUUAGCCGACCCCAGGAGCUAUUCAGAUUGUGUACAUUGGUGCCUUCCAGGGGUCCCUGAUGUUUGGAACCAGAUUCUUUAUGCCUACGUAAUGUUCGAUGAAUUCCAUGCUAAAUUAGAAUAG
Molecule: messenger RNA, 1095 nt
Organism: Coffea eugenioides
Lineage: Eukaryota; Viridiplantae; Streptophyta; Magnoliopsida; Gentianales; Rubiaceae
Product: protein trichome birefringence-like 34
Exons: 5
Coding region: 103-1095 (330 amino acids)
Cellular component (GO): Golgi apparatus
Molecular function (GO): O-acetyltransferase activity
Source: RefSeq, a predicted model, not a curated record